GCUCUCCUACACGGACGACACGGCCAUGAGCCGGGCGCUGGUGCGGUCCCUGCUCGCCAAGCGGGACUUCGACGAGGUCGAUAUGGCCAAGAGGUUUGCUGAGGAGUACAAGAAGGAGCCCAACAGGGGCUACGGGAUGGCCGUGGUCAACGUGUUCAAGAAGCUCCUGAGCCCCAAGUGCAGCGAUGUGUUUGAGCCGGCAAGAGCCCAGUUCAACGGAAAGGGCUCCUACGGAAACGGCGGUGCCAUGAGGGUGGCAGGCAUUCCUCUGCUCUACUCCGAUGUCCAGGAUGUGAAGAAGUUUGCAAAGCUCAGUGCUGAGCUGACCCAUGCCAACUCCCUGGGCUACAACGGGGCCGUCCUGCAGGCGCUGGCCGUGCACCUCGCGCUGCAGGGAGAGCUCAGCAAGGAGAGCUUCCUGGAGCAGCUCAUUAGCCACAUGGAAGAUGUCGAGGCCGACGAUAAGUCUCUUAGUGACGCCCGAGCGCUAGGAUUUGAAGAUUUACCAUUUUCAAGGCGCCUAAAGAAGAUAAAGGAAUUUUUGGAGCUCAGCAGUGUUCCCAAAGCGGACGUGUUGUUUGAAUUGGGCAACGGCAUCGCGGCUCUGCGCUCCGUCCCCACCGCCAUCUACUCCUUCCUGCGCUGCAUGGACGCCGACCCCGACAUUCCCGAGCACUACAGCAGCCUGCAGAGGACCAUCAUCUACUGCAUCUCGCUGGGUGGGGACACAGACACCAUCGCCACCAUGGCCGGGGCCAUCGCGGGCGCUUACUACGGGGACGAGCAGAUUCCCCCCAGCUGGGAGCAGAGCUGCGAGGCCUUCCAGGAGACGGAGAAGCUGGCGAGCAGCUUGUACCAGCUCUACUGCCAGCGGCUCUGA
Tinamus guttatus (white-throated tinamou) is the source of this 880-nucleotide messenger RNA. Lineage: Eukaryota; Metazoa; Chordata; Aves; Tinamiformes; Tinamidae. The record is from RefSeq and is a predicted model, not a curated record.